AAUCAAUCCAAGGUGAGUCUUCAGUGGCAUGGAAGGUUGAUAAUCCAGCUGCGCGCACGGACCAAUCAUGUUCUCCGCUCCUGUUCCGCGGCGGAACUUUUUCUUUGCCGCCGCCUCUUGCAGUCCGGACUUCUUCCCCCUCCCCAGUGCACUUUUACGCUCUGACGAACUGUCGUUUCAUACCUAUAUACUACCACAGCCCUACAAAUGGGUGUUCCGAAUAACAGCCUGCACGAGCUGGAACGCCAGCGCCUCGAACUUGAGGGGAACAUCUCGAAGCUGCAAGACUCCCUUUACCAUUGGAGGACGUGGGAGGCCGAGUACGAUGGCCUCAAAGAGGAAAUCAACGAACUAGGCGACGAUGCGACGAUACACGACUACCUCCAAGUGGGCCGCGAUUUUGGCGGCUCCUUGGUCAAUGAAGACGAAGUCAAAGUGAUCCUGGGAGAGAAACAGGGUGUGACGCGAACCAAACAACAGGUGGUCGAUCUGGUAACAAGGCGGAUCGACUAUGUGAAGCAAAAUGCUGCUACUAUGGAAAAACGACUACGUGCGGCAGAGGACAAACUGUAUGCGCUCGACUCGCAGGAUCAACUACCGGCAGAACCUACGGCGGAAUUUCCAAUGACAGAGAUUUUCGAAGAACUCGAUGAGAACGGCGAUGUGAUUUCAAGCAAGGUUACAACACCCGGGAGCCAGGCACCGGACCUUUUGGAGGUUUUGAAGAAAGCUGGUGUCAAAGAUAUACCGGAUGUGGUCAAGGCCGAUACGUCGGCCCCAAGCUCGUCACAGUCAACCGCUCAGACUACGGAGGAGGUCUCCAGUACGGGAGCACACGAAUCUAUCAGCGAGGGGCCUCCAACUUCUAGUUCCAGAGGCAAUGCCCCGGAGGCUAAGCCUGUUGCGUUGGACCCAACUAUUGAAGUUCACGGCGAGCGUCCUGUUAUCGAAGUCGACGAAUCUCCAGAGGAUGCCCAACUACGCCGUGAGAUGCUGCAAUAUAGUCUCAAUGAAGUGGGAUCUGUCGUGGCCGAACUCGAGCUGGACGAGGGUGCAAGUGAUAUAUCUGUUGACGAUGACUAUGGUUAUGACUUUGAUGACGACGACGAAGAAGAAGAAGAAGAAGAAGAAGAGGAUGAAUACGGAAGAACCACAGGGCGUGUGCUGAGUGAAGACUACCACCGCCAGAUGCGUGAGUUGGAGCAAAAGCUCAACGCUCGGGGAAUGUGGAAUGCUGGAAAGGAUACAGAGUCGCUUCCGACUGAUGUCAAGCAGGACCUGGAGCAGCCUAGCGUUGUCCACGUCGAGAAGACCGCAGACACGAGCAGCGAGCCCGUGGAAAAGAAGAAGCCCAAGAAGAAGGUUGCUUUUGCUGACGAUCUCGACAUUGCCCCGGCUCCUAAGCCUCCGACUGCAGAGAAGAAGGCCGUUCCGGUCCGGGAGUCGAACGUGCCCGUUCUGUCAGACUCUGUUGUUGAACGCACAGGAUCUGUUGACAAAGUGCCUGUUAAAAAUGAUGCUCCGAAGAAAGUCUCCCGUUUCAAGACCGCGCGGAAGACCGAAACUGCAACCGAAGAGGCCACUGCUUCAGCAUCACAAUCUAGCAGCAGCUCUCGGUCCGCUGAACCUCGCUCAGCUCUGCGCAAGACUGAAGUGUCGUCAACGGUCUCAUCCCUACCUCUGUUCCCUGCCAAACCAGCGGAGCCCAAGCCUUUCUCCCAGCCUAUCUCCGACGUCAUCGAGAAAGACCCCACCCCCAGGGGUCCCGAAGGGAAGAUCCUCGCGGAUACGCUCGUCGAACGUGAGACUCCAGCAGGCUCAGCAGUAGCACCAGAGCCCGAUGAGCUUGACGAGCAGCUGCACAAGAAGGAGAUCGCAACCGAAUUCUACAGGAUACGGAACAGAAUGGUUCAGCAAAACGGCGGCUUCGUGGGCGAGGAACCCGAAAUCGUGCCCAUCGAGACCGAAGACGCUCCCAGACGGGUGAGCAGAUUCAAGGCCGCCCGUACGAGGUAGCAUUACCUAGGUAGAACGAACACAGUUACCCAAUCUACUGCAAGGAUGCAUGAGACACCGUGUUCUCCACGUAGAUGCCCAAGAAAGGACCGAAGCAAGGUAGCCUCUACCUUGGCAUGGCUAUAUCACUUUCCAUGGUAUUGUCAUUACGAUUCAAGUCCAAGAUCAAGAAACAGAGGGCUCUCUGACUGU
This is a messenger RNA of Aspergillus ibericus CBS 121593, 2208 nucleotides long. RefSeq names its product prefoldin-like protein. The record is from RefSeq and is a predicted model, not a curated record. NCBI's taxonomy places the organism in Eukaryota, Fungi, Ascomycota, Eurotiomycetes, Eurotiales, Aspergillaceae. Gene Ontology annotation, molecular function: chromatin binding; transcription corepressor activity; phosphatase inhibitor activity. The transcript has a single exon. The coding region runs from base 208 to 2016 and encodes 602 amino acids. Gene Ontology annotation, biological process: negative regulation of transcription by RNA polymerase II; negative regulation of phosphatase activity.